This is a messenger RNA of Vigna umbellata (rice bean), 1124 nucleotides long. The record is from RefSeq and is a predicted model, not a curated record. Lineage: Eukaryota; Viridiplantae; Streptophyta; Magnoliopsida; Fabales; Fabaceae.
CAGGUUGGAGAGUAUUCUUAGAAAUGCAUCAAUGAAGGAUAAGACAGUGAUAAUCACGACUUUGAACGAUGCAUGGGCAGAGCCAGGUUCCAUAUUUGACCUCUUUCUAGAGAGUUUUCGAGUAGGGAACCAGACGCAGCAACUUUUAAACCACUUGGUUGUAAUAACGUAUGACCCAAAGACACAUGAGCGUUGCCUUGCCAUGCACCAUCAUUGUUACCUAGUUGAAAACAAAGAGGGAAAUUUCACCGGUGAAAUGUUUUACAUGUCCCCAAACUACCUACAAUUGAUUUGGGGUAGAGCUAAACUCCUUGGUUCUGUCCUUGAGUUGGGAUACAACUUUCUGUUCACGGUAUAUACAUUCAUAAUUCGUACAUUUCUUUUGGAAGAAAAAGCUUCUUAAGAUCUUCACCAUUCUGUCACUCACCCUGCUACAAGGAGUUCAUGUUUUGACGACACUUUUCAUUAAAGGGGUUUAGUUUGGUUGUUUUUAAUUUGCAGGAUACAGACAUAAUGUGGCUCAGAGAUCCCUUCGGCCUAUUUUACGAAGAUGCAGAUUUCCAAAUAGCUUGUGAUUUCUUCAAUGGAAAUUCCAGUGACAUCGGCAACUUUCCAAAUGGAGGGUUUAAGUAUAUGAGAUCGAAUGAGAGAACGAUUUGGUUCAUAAAGUUCUGGAUCAACGCUAGGAUUUACUUCCCAGGAUUGGGAGAGCAAGCGGUGUUCAACAUGAUCAAACUGCAUCCCUUGAUUGCUGACAUGAAGGUGAAGAUCAGGUUCCUUAGCACUGAUUACUUUGGAGGGUUUUGUGAACCUAGCAAGGACCUCAACCAGGUCUCAACAAUGCAUGCCAAUUGCUGUAUUGGCAUAGAAAACAAAAUCCAUGAUCUCAAAAUUCUGCUUGAAGAUUGGAAGAAGUAUAUGGCAUUGUCUGACCAUGACAGAGAACACUUGAGUCAUUCUUGGACCGUACCACAACGUUGCGGACCUCAAUUACCAGCAGAUCCCUUACCAGAAAAUCCCUUGCCAGUAAAUCCUGAACCAUUACAAAAGGUAGCACAAUAAACAAAGGUUGUGAUUACACUUGUUGCUGACAUUUUAUAGGUAGAACAUCAAAUAAUACAAAA